Messenger RNA from Prorocentrum cordatum, 2252 nucleotides. The record is from the annotation of a GenBank genome assembly. Lineage: Eukaryota; Dinophyceae; Prorocentrales; Prorocentraceae.
AGCCAUUUUGGCUCAACUCAUCCGGAGCGCUCGCCACCAGCCAUCAAGCAAUGGGACUCGACGACGUCAUUGCGAAACAGCCCGCGGGGAGCCAUGCCAAAUUGAAGGAGCUCCACGCCGAGCAUUGCUUCACGGAGGAGGACCGACCUGGAUUUCUUCGUGACUGCACAUGGGCAGCUCGACGCAGGGCGCCUCGCAGAGUUCGGGAAGUUCCUGGAGUCGAAGACGCUGCCGCAGCGCGGCGCCGCCAAACGCAGGGGCCUCCUCGCGUCCGGGGCUCUGCGCACGCAGGCGCUCAGCAUGCUCGGCGGGGGCGCUGGCGGCCUCCCCCCCGCCGGGCCCGCCGGGGCCCGCGAGGUGGUGACGCCUGCCUCGAAGAGGCUGCGGACAGACCGGGACCGGGACCUCGCGGGGGAGGCCGAGUUCGUCUCCCCGGAGCCCGUCAAGAAGCCGCAGUACAGGUUCACGCCCAAGUCCUCGGUCUCCGGCGGGGACCCUGGCGGCGAGAAGCGCGAGGGGCCGACGGCCGCGGAGGCGGCGCCCGCCGAGGUGCGGCUCCUGGGGGACCCGGCCCUGUGGACUGGCAGGCGGCGGGAGGCAUUCAGUUGGAUGGACGAGUCGCUCGAGGACAGGGCCGCGGAGCGGGACCGGCGGCUCUCGUUGGUGGAGGGCCGCAUCGUCGCCGCGCUGCAGGCCCGGCGGGGCGGCGAGGGCGUCGGGCUGGGGCGGGUCGGGGCCCCGGCGCAGGCAGAGGUCGCCCUGUGCGGCCGCAUCGUCUGCGAGGGCCUCGACGGCCGCCUCAACGAGCGCUCGAUGCUGCUGGAGGGCUCGCGGGCGUCGGCGAACGGCGCCAGGGUGCAGCUCAGCGUGGCCGACUGCGAGAGCCUGGCCGCCUUCCCGGGCCAGAUCGUUGGCGUGCUCGGGAGGAGCGGCUUGAUGGGGACCACCUUCCACGCCAAGGAGCUUGUUCCGGGCAUCCCGCCUGCGCCAGUGGCGGCGAGGAACGAGCGGCCGGUGCGCAUGCUGGUGGCAGCUGGGCCGUUUUGCCUGCGCGACGAUCUGGAUUAUACUCCGCUGGAGCAGGUGCUCGAGCACGCCGCCAGGGAGAGACCGCAAGUCCUGGUCUUGAUGGGGCCCUUCCUGGACGCAGGCAACCAGAAGGUCCUCUCUGGGGAGACCCACCUGCCAGGCAGCGACGAGCCCUGCGCUUACGAGGAGUUCUACGGGCGGCGCCUGCUCCCCCUGCUGCGCCGCGGGCUUGCGCCCCUGCGACAGGGGACCUCGCCCGUGGAGGUCCUGAUCAUACCAUCGCUUGACGAGGCGGCGUGCUUCCACCCCAUGCCGCAGCCGCCGCUCGACGUGGCGCUGGAGCCGCUGGGCCUGACGGACGCCCUGCAGCCGCUCCGAAGGAUGGGCGUCAAGUUCCUGCCCAACCCCGCGCACGUGCAGGUCAACGGGCUCUGCGUGAGCAUCACGUCCGCGGACGCGCUCACCCCGGUCCUCCGAGAGAUCGUGCUGAGGCCGCAGGGCAAGAAAAUUGAGGAGGCCCACCGGCUGCUGCUGCGGCAGCGCUGCCUCUUCCCAGUGGUGCCGCGGGACCCCGCACAGAUCUCGGAAAAGAGGGCAGCGGCGCUCGACUUCCCUGACCUACUGGAGCCGGACGUUUGCGUCUUCCCCUCCCUUUCCGGCACGCCGACUGGGGCCUUCGUCGACGGCUCGGUCUUCGUGAACCCCGGGUCGCUCUGCCGGCCAGCCGCCCUCGGCACCUUUGCGGACCUGCGCGUGGCGCCGUGCGGGCCGGCGCGGGACGCCGCCGACGGGGCCGGGCUGCGCGGGCGGGCCCGCGUGGACGUGUUCCACGUGCAGGUGCAGAGCUGAGCGGCCACGCGCAGAGGGGGGGCCACGCCCAACCUCCGAGCGGCGCAACGGACUUGCCACGGGGAUGGGCGUGGCUCGGCGUGCGCUCUGUCGCUUCCCGCUCGGGCUGUCGUCGUUCUUGCUUCCCUUCCCUGCCCUGCCCUGCAGACCGCUGGCCUCAGUGGGCGCACUGGAAGUGGGCAAGGUCUUACUGACCGCGCGGUCAACGCUCAAGCGCGGCAUAGCCAGGGCUGCGGCGUGCGAUGGGGGACGCGCACGCCUGUACAUGUAUCGCUACGGCGUGACUCCAAAAACUCAUCAUCCUGCUCGCCUUGGUUUGUACCAGGGAAGGAAUGCGACUCAGUCGCUACUCGAGAGGUCAGCCACCUAAUUAC